This is a messenger RNA of Sparassis crispa, 234 nucleotides long. RefSeq lists its product as hypothetical. Lineage: Eukaryota; Fungi; Basidiomycota; Agaricomycetes; Polyporales; Sparassidaceae. The transcript is spliced from 2 exons. Bases 1 to 234 code for a protein of 77 amino acids. The record is from RefSeq and is a predicted model, not a curated record.
AUGUACUUCAGCAAGAGCAUUCUCGCCGCGGCGGUCCUGGUGGCUUCUGGUGUCAAUGCCGUUUACGUCUACACCACCGUCUACGUGACGAGCACGCGAACGAUCGAUGUGCAGUCCGUUACCACCACUCCGGUGACGUCCACUCGUACCUCCACGAUUACGGCGUCCGCGACCUCCACCGAUGUGUUAACUUCGACUUCGGUGUCGACCAUCACUUCCACCAUCCACCACUGA